GAGUAGGAAGUGGAAGAAAAAGAAGGAGAAGAAGAAAAAGGAAGGAGGAGAAGAAGAGGAAGAAGAAGAGGAAUAAAAAGGUGACGGUAGUAGGAUCAUCAGAGAUGGAAGAUACAAGGUGAUGAAUAAAGCGCAGAGAUCCCAAUGAUAUCUCGGCGAGGUGGAAGCGAGGGGUGUAAAGGUCCACCCAGUAGUCCGCCGAGUAGCGGUUCCGAGGACAACGGAUUUGUUAAUCGUCCUCGGGUGGCGGGUCUCUACGUAAAGAAUCUUAGCAGAGAGGAGUUGGACAGUUUAGCGGAGGAAGGGAUUUACGGGCCAAAGGGUGAUCCAAGCGAUGAGAGAAGAAGAGACGGGGGUAGUCAAAGGAGUUUGAAUCUACCCGGUACGAGUCGGGAGUUCGAGGGACAUCAUCGUUAUCCCGUAGCAUAUACUUCUAGGACACCUCAACCACCUAGAAGAUCGGGGUUCGGUGUUAGAUAUCAUGAGAACGAAAGAAGACUCGAACAUCAUGGUUCCGUGCCAAUCGAGAGAGCUUGGUCCAGACGGGUUUUUGAGGAGGGCUCGAGGGUUCACGGCUCACCCGUACGAGAAUCAUUCGGUUCCGGUGAGAGUUGGAAAUCGGUUCACGGUGUACGCAGGGUCGAUUGCAAUUCACCAAGAGUUAGCAGCACCGCUGACCUACGGGGAAUCACGAUCGAGCCGAGAUCAUCCGGUUCUCGGAAUACGGAUUUGGUCUUUGAAAGGAGCCGCUCGAGGAGUCCCGAGGAACCGCCGGUUCCUCCUACAACCCGUAGGACGCGAACGAGGACGGACGAUCGGGAUUCGCCUAACAAUAAUAAGGGCCAAACGACUAGGCGCUCGCCCCCACCUUACGCGGGCUUGAGUCCACCUGAAUACACGGUUUACGACGAUUAUGAUUACGAGGAUGGCCUAUCCAGGCUUUUCCCGAGAUGCACAGGGAGAUCAUACGCCGAGAGUCCUCAGUACGAACAACCAAAGAUAACGAAUAUUACGGAUGGAGAAAUAUUAAUAGAUAAUGAAACGAUCGAAUCGAGCAGCAGGGAUAUGGUUAAGCCGGAGGAAAAUAUUCAAACCGAUACGAUGACGAGAAUUUCGCCGACGACGAAUGAUAAUAACAGUCCGACGUUGAAGGAAAACGAACAGGAGGUAUCAACGAGCCCAACGAAAAAGUCAGUAUCGAGGAUCCAGGAUAGUACGAGAUUGCGGCCGCCAUUGGCUGGUACGGCAGGUACAUCCGCGGAUUCUGGUACCGGUGAUUCCGGAAGUGCCGAGAUCCAAGCCGACACCAUGGGUACUCCAAGAGGUAGCACGACUAUACCACUUGAUACCAUUGUCGCUAACGUCGAAGGGAAAUCACCUGGCUCUAAAACACCUGGCAAGAACGUUAAACAAACGGUCAAACCAUUUACCAAAGAGAGCCUUGACAGGUUAGAAAAUCGAACGGUACAAUUGGUCAGAGAUUAUGGAUUUCAACCUAAAAGGAAGAUGUCGGUCGAAGACGGUGCCGUUCUCCCAAUGAAAUUCGAACCUUUCCCGACCGAACUUUAUGGCAGGCCACUCGAAGAAAUCGAUAACUUUAUAUACGACGAGACUUUCUGCGUGGUGUCGAAGAGAUUUCGAAAGAAUUACAUCCAUAGGUUCACCGCGACCAAUAGUUGGUUUAUAUUUUCCCCGUGGAAUCCUAUAAGACGGUGUUGCAUCUUCCUAAGUACUAAUCAGUACUUCGAUUACAUGGUUAUGGCCACCAUACUACUUAAUUGCGUCUUCCUGGCCAUGACCGAAACCGUUGAAGAAGCCGAAUAUAUCUUCCUAGCCAUAUACACGGCGGAAAUGGUGAUAAAAUCAAUAGCCAAGGGAUUUAUAUUGAACAAGUAUACCUAUCUAAGAAAUCCUUGGAAUUGGUUGGACUUUGUGGUGAUAACUAGCGGGUAUGCUACUAUCGGUAUGGACGUUGGAAAUCUGGCUGGCCUUAGGACAUUUAGAGUGUUGAGAGCAUUUAAGACUGUAUCCAUAAUGCCAGGCUUAAAGACUAUUAUUAACGCGCUCUUGCACAGCUUCAAGCAACUAGCCGAGGUAAUGACACUAACGAUCUUCUGCUUGAUGGUUUUUGCCCUAUUCGCUCUGCAAGUUUACAUGGGUGAACUUAGGAACAAAUGCGUGAAGCAUCAAGAACCGAACACCACCCAGAUCGAUUGGAUCGAGUGGACUUGGAACUCGUCCAAUUGGGCUUUCAACGAGUACGAAGAGCCAAUCAUCUGCGGCAAUGUAACCGGCGCCAGACACUGUAACGAGAGCUACACCUGCCUUUGCGUUGGCCCGAAUCCAAACCACGGUUACACCAACUUCGAUAACUUCUUGUGGUCCAUGCUAACCACGUUCCAGCUGAUUACGUUGGAUUAUUGGGAGGACGUCUAUAACAAGGUAUUGUCGGCGUGCGGACCUAUUAGCGUCUCGUUCUUCACGGUGGUCGUGUUUUUUGGUUCAUUUUACCUAAUCAAUUUGAUGUUAGCUGUCGUGGCACUGAGUUACGAGGAGGAAGCUGAAAUUACGAACGAGGAACGAAGGAAGGAUUUAACCGACCAUCGUGAGGACUCGACGUUUAGUUUCGACCCGACGAAAAUCAACAUUAAGACCCUCACUAAGGAGAAGCAAAAAAAGAUAGACGCAAGGAAGGGUGUAUUAUUAAGCAGUUACACGAGAAAGAAGACGAGAAGAAGAAAACGCGGUAGGAGUUCGGCGGGCCAAGAGAAAAAUGGUGGCGCACGUAGCAGGUCAGUUACACCAAGUCCAAGCCCAAGUCCAAGACACUCGAACGUCAGGCCGUCGCAUCUUCCAUUACAAAAUGUAACACCAAGGCCACCGGAAGCGAGUACAGUUCAUAGGUUAGCACCGAAUCGUGGUAUGUUACAUUCGAGACAGGCAAGUAACAACAGUAAUCAACAAUCAUCGUUGGAUGAUUCCGGUGUUGUUGAUGAUCACGAUGGGGACGACGUUACGUCCGCCGAGGAACACGAGAAACGUGAACAUCACCAAAGAGAACAUAGGGUAGAACGUCAGGAUAAGGAUAAGGAUAAGAAUCAGGAUCAGGAUCAAGAAGAGGAUCAAGGGGAUGAGGAAACUAAAAUAGAAGUCACUUCUUGUACCGAUUGUCAACCAGCACCUGUUACCGUUUCCGUUAAAACGAGUAGUCGAGAAAUCAGAGUUCUCAAGUGCAAUGGCGUCAAAACGAAGAAACAUAUGUACGCGCUGCCUCCAGAGUACCUGUCGCAUAUUGUAGUUUUAGACGAUCUUCCAGAUAGAAACUGCGAGAGGUGUAUUCAAUGUUGCGUAGACUACGAGGGAUGGUUACGUUUUCAAAAUUGUCUUUAUAAGGUCGUAAGAGAUCCGUUGUUCGAAUUGAUGAUCACCCUGUGUAUCGUAUUGAACACUGGUUUUCUUGCGAUGGAACAUCACGGAAUGAGCGAGUCAAUAAGACAGGCAUUGAACAUUGGGAACAAAGUGUUCACGAGUAUCUUCACGUUCGAAUGCUUUUUAAAAUUAUUAGCACUUAGCAAAGAUUUCUUCAACAACGGUUGGAACAAUUUCGAUUUGAUCAUAGUAUCAGCCUCGUUGAUCGAUUUGACCUUCGAAUUGGUCGAUGGUUUAUCAGUGAUAAGAGGUUUAAGAUUGUUGAGGGUAUUGAAAUUGGCACAGUCAUGGACAACGAUGAAGGUCCUAUUAAGUAUAAUAAUUUCAACGAUCGGAGCUUUGGGUAAUCUAACGUUUGUCCUUGUUAUCGUGAUAUAUAUAUUCGCGGUGAUAGGGAUGCAAUUGUUCAGCAAGGAUUAUACCUUGGACAAGUUUUAUCCGGAUCCUGUGCCACGUUGGAACUUCAACGAUUUCUUUCAUUCGUUCAUGAUGAUAUUUCGUAUAUUGUGCGGCGAAUGGAUCGAGCCAUUGUGGGAUUGUAUGCGUGCGGAAAAGGAGGACGGUCCUGGUACCUGUUUCGCCAUAUUUUUACCAGCCUUGGUUAUGGGCAAUUUCAUGGUACUCAAUUUGUUCUUGGCCUUGUUACUCAACAGCUUCAAUUCGGAGGAAUUGAAGCAAAAGAAGGAAGAAGUUGGGGAGGAUUCAAAGUUGGCGAGAUCGUUCGAUCGGAUACGUUCGAUCGUUAAAAAGAAAAAAUAUCGUAAGGAAAAUUCGGAGAACGAGAAGAACAUGAGAUUGGAGCAGAUAGUUCGCGAAGUUAUGGACAAGUCCGAUAAAGAGAAAUAUGCUAUACAAGAGACGGUGUUGAGCCUACCAAAAGACAAUAUUUACAACAGAUCCUAUCAGGAGAGUUUGAAUCAACCUGUAUUCACUUACGAACCGAUAUAUCGUCAAGCUACUUUGACCACUUACAGUCAGAGCAGUCAAGAAACUGUUAAAGAAAAUAAAAGGAUAAUCGAGAAGGACGAGACCAAUGAAACGAACGUUGAGGAAAGUAUAGAAAUGGAAGUAUUGAAGGAUCCUGGUAAAACGGACGAGGAAGUUGCUAUGUUACCGGAAGAAAAAUCAUCCUCUCAACCGGUACGUAGAGAAGAAAGAAUAGAGAAACGACCUUGGCACGCAUUGGUCAGUUACGUCGACGAAUUGACCGUUGGUGGUAGAAGAGAUAGCAAGGGUAGAUACAUUGACGGAAUGGGCUCCUUUCCUAUGUUUGGACGUAAUAAAGAGCCGAAGGAACCUCAGGAUUGUUUUCCCCAACAUUGUUAUCAAAAAUGUAGCUGUAUCAAUCGUUGCUUAGUAACCGACAUAGGAAGAAAGUGGAUAAGAAUACGUACGGUUGUACUUUCUGUGGUCGACACACCUGCCUUCGAAUGGAUGAUCUUAGUAUUGAUAUUUGCAUCCUCGAUUACACUUUGCUUCGAAGAUAUAUAUUUGGAUGACAAUCCAUUCCUGAAGAAAAUCCUUUAUUGGACCAAUCUAGCUUUCUGCGCUUUAUUCAGCAUCGAGAUGCUUUUAAAGUGGUUGGCAUUAGGAUUUUGUAAAUACUUCACCAGUUUCUGGACGAUCCUGGAUUUUAUAAUAGUUUUCGUAUCCAUGUUUAGUCUUUUGAUAGAAGAAAAUGAAAAUCUAAAGGUACUACGCUCGUUGAGAACGCUAAGAGCACUGAGGCCUUUAAGAGCGAUAUCAAGAUGGCAAGGCAUGAGGAUCGUAGUGAACGCGUUGAUGUAUGCGAUACCUAGUAUAUUCAACGUGCUCCUCGUCUGUCUCGUGUUCUGGCUUAUAUUUUCGAUAAUGGGCGUCCAAUUUUUUGGCGGUAAAUUCUUCAAAUGCGUCGACGAGUAUGGAGAAUUAUUGGACAUAUCGAUAGUAAAUACAAAGGACGACUGUCUGAAUAAAAAUUAUUCAUGGGAGAAUAGUAAGAUUACAUUCGACCACGUUGGUAUAGCUUACUUGGCACUCUUUCAAGUGGCAACGUUCGAAGGUUGGAUGGAAGUAAUGGAGGAUGCCGUUGAUGCAAGGGGUGUCGACCUACAACCCCAAAGGGAAGCUAAUCUUUACGCUUACCUUUAUUUCGUAAUAUUCAUCGUUUGCGGCUCCUUCUUCACAUUGAAUCUAUUCAUAGGAGUUAUUAUAGAUAAUUUCAACAUGUUAAAAAAGAAGUACGAAGGUGGCGUGCUAGAAAUGUUUUUGACCGAGAGUCAAAAACACUACUACACUGCCAUGAAAAAGCUCGGCCGUAAAAAGCCGCAAAAAGUAAUAAAACGUCCGAUCAACCAAUUCCUCGCAAUGUUCUACGACCUGUCCAAUUCCCGAAGAUUCGAAAUAGCAAUCUUCGUUUUGAUAUUUCUCAACAUGCUGACGAUGGGAAUCGAACAUUACAAUCAACCGCAUCCAAUAUUUUUCGUCUUAGAAGUGUCUAAUGCGUUCUUUACUACGGUGUUCGGUUUGGAAGCAAUAGUCAAGAUUAUUGGAUUACGUUAUCACUAUUUCACCGUACCGUGGAAUCUAUUCGAUUUCUUGCUCGUCUUAGCGUCUAUAUUGGGAAUACUUAUGGAAGAUAUCAUGAUGGACUUUCCCGUGUCCCCGACGCUCUUGCGGGUGGUGAGGGUGUUCAGAAUCGGUAGGAUCUUAAGGCUCAUUAAAGCCGCUAAGGGUAUUCGUAAACUUUUGUUUGCGUUGGUGGUCAGUCUUCCGGCAUUAUUCAACAUUGGAGCUUUACUUGCCUUGAUUACGUUCAUCUACGCCAUCAUUGGUAUGUCCGUAUUUGGACACGUCAGGAAACAAGGAGCUUUGGACGAUAUGGUAAACUUCGAAACGUUCGGCCGUAGCAUGCAAUUAUUAUUUCGUUUGAUGACAUCGGCCGGCUGGAACGACGUAUUGGAAUCAUUGAUGGUACAACCACCUGAUUGCGACCCAACCCCAACCAGUAGGAAAAUGAAUGGCGAUUGUGGUUAUCCGUUGUUGGCGAUAACGUACUUCACUUCUUUCAUCAUCAUCAGUUAUAUGAUCGUUAUCAAUAUGUACAUCGCUAUCAUUUUGGAAAACUUUAAUCAGGCUCAUCAGGAGGAAGAAAUUGGCAUCGUCGAGGAUGAUUUAGAAAUGUUUUACAUACGGUGGUCCAAAUACGAUCCGCAUGCAACCCAAUUCAUCAGUUUCUCACAAUUAAGCGACUUCAUAGCGAGCCUAGACCCACCUCUGGGAAUAUCAAAGCCCAAUGUCGUUGCGUUGGUAAGCUUUAAUCUUCCCAUCGCGAAGGGUAACAAGAUCCAUUGUCUGGACAUCCUGCACGCACUUGUCAAGCACGUUCUUGGACACGUUGAAGAAUCCGACGAUUUUCGUAAGCUUCAAGAACAAAUGGACGUUAAGUUCAAGAAGCAAUUCCCAACUAGAAAGGAAUUGGAAAUAGUGUCUUCCACGAGAAUUUGGAAACGACAGGAUAAGGCUGCUAGGCUUAUUCAACGUACGAUUAGAGAAUAUAUCGCAAUGAAGAAGGAACGAGAAAGGAUUGCUCAAGAAGUGGAUUCGCAAACGCAAACAUCGAGUCCUGGUGGUGUUGGGAGCGAUGGUAGGGGCGGGGGUGGGUGGGGUGGAAAGCUGUCGGCCCUGCUGCACGUACACAGAGGUAGCCGGGCCAGUAGCCGCAAGUCCUCCAGGGCCAGCGACGCCAGCGAUCUCAGUGAGCUCGGGACAGCAUCAGCUUGGCUAUUUCCAAAUCUACCUUUGCUGUUGCUCUCCGGCGCCACGGGAACCCACGAGGACCUGCAACCCCCCGCCCUCACCGUGUCCCGUCCCUCACCGACCACGGAACAACCAUCGGCUGCAUCGAGUUCUGGAUCUGAUUCACAUGUUACCGUUAGAUCGGUCGGUGCGACGUUGGGCCGUCAGGACGCCGUGGAAACAUAUCCAGACGAAGACGUCCUGAGUCCGCCGAGUUCGAAACGAAGUUCACUACGUACCAGCGGUACGACAUUGUCCCUGAACACUCUCCAACGGGACAUUAAGGAGGCCUUCAAUCGUCGUUGCAGUAGUCUUCGACGACGUCCACUAGCAGUACCAUUGACAACAACAACCACAGCAACAGCAACAGCAACCGGAACAACAACAACAACAACAACAAUAUUACCAGAACCCGUAUCACUUCCUAUAGCUGACGGAAGUGACGUCAGUAUAUUGGUGACCGAGCCUAGCCCAGAAAAUUCAGCGCCGCCAUUGUCCAGGCCACCGUUGAUAAGACAACAAUCGGAGGCAACGGUUGUUCACGUACUUGUACACAGAGAAAGCGAGGAGUAUAAAGAUCAGCAAGACGACAGCUGAUGAUCCUAAAUAAUCGAUUGAGAACUUGGGCCUGAGUCCCUCUUUGAUUUUUAUCAGGGAAGGGGGAAAGAAGGAUAAGGAUGAACUUUUAAUUAGAAGGAAUAGAG
Vespula pensylvanica (western yellowjacket) is the source of this 7910-nucleotide messenger RNA. It is a transcript of the gene NaCP60E, whose product is annotated as sodium channel protein 60E. Gene Ontology annotation, molecular function: voltage-gated sodium channel activity. Bases 145 to 7803 code for a protein of 2552 amino acids. The transcript is spliced from 21 exons. The record is from RefSeq and is a predicted model, not a curated record. Gene Ontology annotation, biological process: sodium ion transmembrane transport; neuronal action potential; membrane depolarization during action potential. Lineage: Eukaryota; Metazoa; Arthropoda; Insecta; Hymenoptera; Vespidae. Gene Ontology annotation, cellular component: voltage-gated sodium channel complex; plasma membrane.